Nylanderia fulva is the source of this 2756-nucleotide messenger RNA. RefSeq lists its product as uncharacterized. The record is from RefSeq and is a predicted model, not a curated record. NCBI's taxonomy places the organism in Eukaryota, Metazoa, Arthropoda, Insecta, Hymenoptera, Formicidae.
AUGCAACCUACGAGAACAAUCGAUAAUAAAACACGGGAAUUGUUAAAUUAUUCAAAACAAUGCGCGUACAAAGCUCUCAAGCAUUUGACGUUGGACAAAAAUUUAAAUUUCAAGCCCGAAUUGUGGGAGGAGACGUCGAAGAGAUCGCGCGCUUCUUCCACCGAUAGAUCGAUAAUAGAUACAGACGACAAGUCAGACGCGGUCGAGAGCGAAAGUCCCGAAUCCGGAACUCGCAGCCCGGAGUCUCCUUUCUUUCGCGAAAUGCAGAGGAGAUUGAGAAAAACCUGGGCUCCGAAUAUCGGGAAGGAAGGCAUACGGUAUAAGCUCUUCGGAUCGAGCUCCGCUAGGUUCUCGAUGAUACCCGCGAAAUCCUUGGCGAGGUCCGGCUUCAGCACAAAAUUCGGCAGAUACGAAAUCAGGGAAAGUCGGUCGGCGAACGUUUUAAGUGCUAUACCAAAGGUGUCGUGCUUUCAACGCAGGAACCGCGAUAGAUGCUUAUCCUGCAUGCAUAAAUCCCUGCGGGAGACGGACGAAGUCGACAAAGCUGCCUCCUCGCGAACGACAUCGCUGACGGAAAUUGAAGCGAGAGACGACAGCGAGUCCAGUUCCGACGAACUUCCGGAAUUUUGCGAGGAAUUACGAAAGAUGUCCCAAAGAAAAAAAAUUCCGAGAUAUUUGGACAAAAUUGAGACUGCGUCGGACAAAUCGACAUCCUCGUCGCACCCGAUGGAACAAGAAGACACCUCGAUGUCGACAAAGGUCGAAUCGAAUCAAUCUAAGGCUAAAACAGCAAAACCCGCCGAAAGUUUGCUGUCCAAGAGUCCAAAGAGCUUGAAGGCCAUUUCCAUUUCAAUGUCAGUAUCGUCAGAACCGUCGAAAAUUUCGUCCUCGCACACCUCGGACGACGAGACGUCGUCUCCGUUGGCGUUGGACGACGAUCCGUCGCGAUACAAAAAUAUGGCGCCCUGUCACUUGCCUACAAUUUUCGUGCCGAAUAUGGAACCUCUACGAGCCUUGAGACACAGAAAACCGACUACCAUGGAAUCGCGAAUCGCUUUCAUGGAGAGUACGGUGAUAACGAAAGAGAAAUCUGACGACGAGUAUGACGACGCGAAACCUGCGGCCUCGAAAACAUCGACGGAAAAAUUGCGGUCGAAACAGACCGACGAAAAGCCUGAAAGAAGACUCGGUGAGGAAAAGGAUAUGCUUUUAAAAAAGAGUCCGAGAACCCUCUUGAAAGUUAAGUCAGAGCAGCAGCUGGUGAUACCGUCGAUCGUAAAAUCUGCGCGAAAGGACGAACUAAAGAGAGGAUACAGUUGCGCAAGCAUCGAGGAUUUAUCGAAGGAUUCUGCGAGAGGUACGUUCGAGAUUUCUCGAGGCGAGGCGGAAGAUGGGCGAGGAGAAGUAAUCUCUUCGGCGGAGAUAGAUUCCGCGGAAGAAUCGGCCUUCUCCGACUCGGGAAAACGGGCGGAAUUGCCGCUGUCGACGGUCGCCGAAAUUUCGCAAUUUCUCGAGAAAGCGAGUCGAAAAAAAGACGCGUCGCUCGCGAGGAUGUUGGAGGAUCUGGCGAGCGAAUUCGCGUCGCGAUUGAUAAAACAACACGAGCACGCCGGCGCAGUAGCGUUAAUGAGGCGCGCUAAAUUAACCGCGAGAUUAACAAAGCUGUUGGCGGACUCGAAACGUUAUUCGAGCCCCGACAAGUUCCCGUCUGACCUAAUUUUCUCCACGCAACAGCCUCCCGCCUGCAAUUACCAUUUGCUAAGACGUGUCCUGCCACUCGAUUCCUAUAAUCUCGUCGCGCCAUUAAUGGGCAUGCCGAUUUGGUAUCCAAAGAGAAAAGUGAAGACCGAGGUGCAUUAUAAAAUAGAAGGUGGAGAAAAAGAAGAAGAAGAAGAAGAACAGGAAGAAGAAGAGGAAGAAGAAGCGGAAGGUGUGAUUCCCUUCGACUUGGUGGUGCAUCCUCCGACGACCAAAGAUUCAACGAAACGAGAUGCAGAUCAAAUAGAUCAGGCCCGAUUAAAUCCUUAUGCUCUCUUUUUGAAAAAACCGCUGCGCAAGGUUGUCACCUGGCGUCCUUUGACGGCGGACGACCUCAAAGGUUACGAUCCCGAGGCCACUCUCGAAAUGAAAGCCAAAAAUAUGACGGACAGGAUAUGCCGCGACUUUUGCGAGUGGCUGCGCAAUUUAGGUGGCACCAACAAAGUCAUCGACGAGGAAGUCCUCGGAGAUAUGUUUGAAAUUGACUUUACGGCCGAGGCCAGUAGAACGAUGGAGAUGUCGAUAAAGGAAAUGCCAAUGGUACCCAACGGAGUCGCCGCAGCGAGACAAUGUCCUGAUGCAGGCGAGCUUGCCAUGACCAGGAAGCACCUGAUUAGAGAUGCUAAAGCUGAGAGUAAGCCGGCCAAAACAAUGGCGUUUGGCACCGCGAUACCCUGGAAGCUUCAAUUUGUACCGCCCGGAAAUCGGGUGAGAGAGAGAUGGCUGCGCUGCGAAAACGUGAUGCCGGAUCUAGAGACGAUGGAUGUGGUCUGGGAGGGCAUAACGCAUCUGGAGAGCGUCAAAGCUUUCGCGAAAUGGUUCGGCGAACAUUCGAAUAUUUCGUUACCGGAUAUACUAUUGAGGGCGAUAAGCACCGAUCUCGCGAAACACAACAACACUCAUAUGCAACCGGAAAUAGACGUCGAACAAAUCGAUAGUUUGAAAGUUCGCGGCGCCCAACAGAAUCGCUUAAUGGCGUAAUCGAUGAUCGAGGAGGA